Ooceraea biroi (clonal raider ant) is the source of this 2025-nucleotide messenger RNA. It is a transcript of the gene Mvb12, whose product is annotated as multivesicular body subunit 12-like Mvb12. The record is from RefSeq and is a predicted model, not a curated record. Gene Ontology annotation, cellular component: ESCRT I complex; cytosol. Gene Ontology annotation, biological process: endosome to lysosome transport via multivesicular body sorting pathway; virus maturation; regulation of epidermal growth factor receptor signaling pathway. NCBI's taxonomy places the organism in Eukaryota, Metazoa, Arthropoda, Insecta, Hymenoptera, Formicidae.
CAUCUCGUCAGUUUCGUGCAGUUUCGCAUAGUUUCGCGAAGUGGUUCGUUGAGAGUGGUUGAGAUGGUUGAGAUUUGAGAGAUGGUAGUGUUGUUCGUCGUCCAUUGACGUCACCUCGCAGGGUCGUCCACUCGCGAAAUAUGAGCGCCGGUGAGAGACCUCGUGUUUUCGCGUCAUCGUCUCGUGGCUGCCGCAUCAGCGCACGAUCGUGUGAAUAGGAAGGCGAAGACACGGAGAAGAGGAACAGAAGGCAUAGCGUCGCAGCGCGCCACCACCGCCGCCGUCUUCGUCGUCGUCAGAAGGUAUCACAGCGAUGUCAAAGAAAACCAACUGCAAGAUGCUGGUCCAUCAGGUUUCGGCCGUGCUGCCAGACGACAGGCCGAUAACUGCCAUUAGCGUCGUCGAAGACAUAGAUAAGUGCCCGCCGAAUUUCACAGUGGUAUCGAGGACGUACGACCAAGACACGGACGCUGAUCUCUGGCGGGAGAGCGGACUCUUUAUCAAGAAGAAGGGCAGAUACAUCUGCUUUUCGAAGACUGAGGGCCAGCCUGACUGUGUAGUCGAGGACAUUGUGGUGAUUAACGAGCGCGACGCUCCGCCGAAUGGUUACAGCAUGAUUGCCUACACCGUGGACUCGAGACAGAAGGCGUGGCGAAAGAAACAAGUGUGCUAUAAAAUUAGGAAUAAGGACUCGUGCGCGAAAGCAGUCACAGAUAUCAUAAUAUGCAGCAGGAUAAUUCACAAAGAUUCCAAGUUGGCUCCCAUUGGAUUUUCCGCUGCCGGUAUCAUAAAUGGUGUUCGUGUAUGCUAUAAGACGAUAGAUAUCACUAAUAUCGAUACGAGCUCGGAUUCACAGCCAUACGUUAAUAUAGACUUACUACGAAACGCUUCUCCGAACCCAUCGAACGGGUCCCCUCACAGACCAGCUCCCGAGAGGCCCCCGAAACCAAAGUUUUCACCAAAACCACCGACCAACGGGAUUUACCCGCAGAUCGGCAGCGCGACUAACCGCAACAGUGACGAGUUCGGCGAUCGAGAUUACGAGGUGCUGAGUCCUAGCGCAAGGAUCAGGCCCACAAGGCCCGCGCCUCAGCCGCCCACACCCGUCACUUCGUCGACUAUAGUAUCGACGCCCAUUUACGGCACGCUUCCGGGAUCGUCCGAUCUCGACGGUGUCCCGUUCGUGCUUAAUCCCCGUCUUACGUGUUCCGAUUCCGUCACUAACGGACUUCCCGUUAUCAGAGUUUGGACGCAGAAGGAUUUGGAUAAAGAGUUCCACUACGACUUCCGCGCAGAGAGAGAGACUUGAACGACGACAAUCCCGUGCCAAAAACGACAAACUAGCUCCCCGCGAACUCUCGAGCAAACUCCCUCUCUGCCGUAUCACGUAUCGAUAUAACACUAGCCAAGAAACGUAAAUGGAGUGCCUGAACGAGUGAUUUGUACUAACCUGCGAGAAUGAAUAAUAUCUGCGCGACGCUUAGAAACCUGGAAACUGUGUGCCGUUCAAGAAGAAAUAAGACGAAUGAGAGACCUGCCCGAUACGUACGCGUUUCUUCUUCCACGCCUCACGUUUUACAUUUUGAUACCGAUGACAGCGCUGUCAUAUUUUUAUAGAUUUGUGUUAUCUUUUGAUAGAGAGUAGAGAUUAUAUGUAUAUGUAAAAUAUGUGCAUACACAAUUGUAUGAUAAUAUAAUGACUUCUGCGCACCCUAACGUGGCAUAUCUACGCUUCUGAAUUUAUCAUUGCACGAACGCAUAAUUCUGAAAGUGAUGGAACGUUCUCGCUUAUUAGAUUUACUUUAGCGCUAAACGCGCCGAUCCAAGUCUUGGUGCGUUUCCGAAAGUACGCGCCACUGCAAGCUAUCUAAUUUUAAUUCCUCUUUCGUUUCUCUUCUCCUUAACACCGUAAAUACCAUUAUGAUUAUAUUAUAUGGAAAUUGGAAAAUGUCGAUCAUCAUCUUUUCAUCAAAAUGUUUUCUGUUUAUGUACAAUAAAGUAUUAUUGCAGUAUUUUUUGUUUAUA